Dioscorea cayenensis subsp. rotundata (Guinea yam) is the source of this 1404-nucleotide messenger RNA. Its product is annotated as 3-ketoacyl-CoA synthase 3-like. Gene Ontology annotation, cellular component: membrane. Gene Ontology annotation, molecular function: acyltransferase activity, transferring groups other than amino-acyl groups. Lineage: Eukaryota; Viridiplantae; Streptophyta; Magnoliopsida; Dioscoreales; Dioscoreaceae. The record is from RefSeq and is a predicted model, not a curated record. Gene Ontology annotation, biological process: fatty acid biosynthetic process.
AUGGAGUUCCUCUUGAUCUUGUCCAUCGCUCUCCUCAUUUACUCAGUAACCAUUUUUAUUAUCAACAAACUAAAUAAAAUGCGGCACCAAAACUGCUACCUCCUUGACUACGCUUGUUUCAAGCCUUCCGACGAGUUAAAGCUUCCAACAAACAUUUGCGGAGAAGUUAUCCACAGAAACAUUUUAGGCUUCAACGAAUAUAAAUUCCUGCUGAAAAUCAUCGUCAACUCCGGCAUCGGCGAAGAAACAUAUGGUCCCAGAAGCAUCUUCCGUGGCGAAGAAGCAACGUCGACAUUCGAAGAUGCCCUGUUUGAGAUGGACGAGAGUUUCGAGCACACAGUCAGUGAUGUUCUCGCCAAUUCCGGUGUUAAACCAACAGACAUUGAUAUUCUUGUUGUCAAUGUAUCUAUGUUUGCUCCGGAACCAUCACUUGCUACCAGAAUUGUUAACAAGUUCAAAAUGAGAGAUGAUAUCAAGAUUUACAACUUGUCCGGAAUGGGAUGCAGUGCAAGUCUUAAUUCUAUUGAUCUUAUUCAGAGGACUUUCAUGAGUCAGUUCAAUAAGCUGGCAUUGAUAUUCACAUCAGAGUCGAUAACUCCGAACUGGUAUUCCGGCAAUAACAGGUCCAUGAUGCUUGCAAACUGUCUAUUCCGGUGUGGUGGCUGCGCAAUGCUGCUCACUAAUGAUCCGAAGAAGAAAAAUCAAGCAAAACUCAAUCUCAAACACCUCAUAAGGACUGAUCUUGGUGCUAACGAUGAAGCGUUUAAUUGUGCCUAUGAGACGGAAGACGAGCUGGGUCACACUGGCAUGUGUUUGAGCAAAUAUUUGAAGAAAGCUGCAGCUCUUGCAUUUGUGCAGAACUUGAAAACAUUGGCACCAAAGGUGCUUCCAGUCACGGAACUUGUCCGAUUUGUAAUGGCUGGAAUUUACAGAAGGAUCAAAGGAUCAAUAAGAGGGGCUUCUCCUUUUGGAGAGGUUCUUCCAAAAACAAACAAACAAACAAACAUUGUGAACUUCAAAGCUGGCAUCGACCACUUUGUAAUUCAUCCUGGAGGAGCUGCUGUCAUUGAUGGAGUUGGGAAGAGCCUGAGGUUAAGUGAAUGGGAUUUAGAACCGGCGAGAAUGACACUUCAUCGGUUCGGGAAUACCUCAUCGAGUAGUAUUUGGUAUGCAUUGGGGUAUAUGGAAGCAAAGAAGAGGUUGAAGAAAGGGCAGAGAGUGUUCAUGAUAGGGUUUGGAGCUGGUUUCCUGGGCAACAGUUGUGUUUGGAUAGUUAACAGGGAUUUGAAAGAUGAAGGAGUUUGGAAAGAGUGCAUUGAUCAAUAUCCUCCAAAAACACUAGAGAAUCCAUUCAUGAAGAUGUAUGGAUGGAUUAAUGAUCAGGAUAUCUAGAAUAUUUUUGAG